This is a messenger RNA of Chrysemys picta bellii (western painted turtle), 569 nucleotides long. Lineage: Eukaryota; Metazoa; Chordata; Testudines; Emydidae. The record is from RefSeq and is a predicted model, not a curated record.
CAAACCAAACAUCUCCCUGAUACCCAGCGGGGGGGGUCUCCCUGGGGAGAUGGGUGACCAUCCAGUGUUGGGGGCAGCACCAGGGCAUGCAGUUUGUGCUGAAUAAAGAGGGACGCCAUUUCCCACCUGUGGAUUCGGACAGGUUUGGGGCUCUGUUUUCCUUCAGCAUCAUGUGCCAGGAGGACGGCGGGAGCUACAGCUGCUCCUAUCACAGCAGAUCGGAGCCGUUCACCGUGUCAUACCCCAGCGACCCCGUGGAGCUGGUGGUGAGAGAUCCCAGCUUACCCAGACCCUCCAUCUCUCUGAGGCUCACUGGGGUCACCGCCCCAGGGGCAGACGCCACCAUCCGGUGUCAGGGGCAGCGCCGGGACGUGAGGUUCUUCCUGCACAAGGCUGGAGACCUGAACCCGCAGCGACACAUGGACCCUGCUGGGACCAGGGCCGAGUUCCGCAUCCCCACCGUGGGCCGACAGCACGGAGGGAGCUACAGCUGCAGUUAUCGGCCCCGAUCAGAGCCCUUCAUCUCCUCGCAGCCCAGCGACUCCGUGCAGCUGGUGGUAGCAGGGUGA